This is a messenger RNA of Acanthosepion pharaonis, 1698 nucleotides long. The record is from the annotation of a GenBank genome assembly. Lineage: Eukaryota; Metazoa; Mollusca; Cephalopoda; Sepiida; Sepiidae.
AUGGACGACACGUGGGAUUGUUUGACUCUUUCUUCUGCGUGUCAAAAUGCAAUUAAAGACUUAAAGUUUAGUAAAAUGACCCCAGUACAGGCAGCCUGUAUUCCACUGUUUCUUCAGAAUAAGGAUGUUGCUGCAGAAGCUGUCACUGGAAGUGGAAAGACUUUGGCUUUUCUCAUUCCAAUCAUUGAUCGAUUGCAGAAGAGAGAAGAAACAUGGAAAAAGCAUGAGAUUGGUGCCAUUAUAUUGACGCCGACUCGUGAACUGGCCAUUCAAAUUGAGGAGGUUCUGCAAACUUUCUUGAAAUAUCUUCCACAUUUUAAUUCUUUAAUUUUCAUUGGAGGCACAAGUGUUCAAGCAGAUGUGGAGAAAUUCUACAAAAAUGGAGGUCAUAUUAUUGUUGCAACUCCCGGUCGAUUGGAAGACAUUUUGAAUCGUAAAAACUCUCUUAUUAAUAUGGCCAAUUGUGUUAAAUCUCUUGAAGUUUUUGUUAUGGAUGAAGCUGACCGAUUGCUAGAAAUUGGAUUUGAAGCCACGUUAAAUACAAUUUUGAGCUAUCUUCCCAAGCAACGUCGGACUGGUCUGUUUUCUGCCACCCAAACUAAUGAAGUUGAGAACUUAAUCCGUGCUGGAAUGAGAAAUCCAGUUAGAAUAUCUGUGAAAGAGAAGCAGAAAGCAGCAAAUGUGAUCCAGAAAAUCCCAAGCACUUUAACUAUUCAUUAUAUGAUUUGUGACCAUGAUGAAAAGUUGGACCAACUUGUACAGUUCCUGCGUGACCACAAAAAUCAAAAAGUGAUGAUAUUUUUUUCAACCUGUGUCUCUGUUGAUUAUUUCUCAGCUGCCCUUGCACAGAUUUUGAAAAAACAUUCUAUAUCUGCCAUUCAUGGAAAAAUGAGGAAGAAAAGAAACAAGAUAUUUUCUGAAUUUCGAAAAAAAAACAAGGGGUUUCACUGGGUUCUGCAGUAUGAUCCUCCAAGUUCAUCAAGCGCCUUUGUCCAUCGAAGUGGUCGGACAGCUCGAAUUGGUAACACUGGGAAUUGCAUUGUGUUUUUGGCUCCUUCAGAAGAUGCAUACGUUCAAUUUAUAGCAAUGAAUCAAAAGGUGCCCAUGCACAAAUAUCCAAAAGCAGUAAUUGAAGCAUCUGUUUUACCAAAACUGAAAUUAAUUUCUCAAAAAGACAGGGCAGUCUUUGAAAAAAGCAUGCGGGCAUUUGUCUCCUUUGUUCAGUUUUAUGCUAAACAUGAGUGCAGCAUGAUCUUCCGCCUCAAAGAUUUGGACUUUGGUUGCUUAGCAACAGGUUUUGGUCUUUUGAAAAUUCCUCACAUGCCCGAGUUGAAAAAGAAACAAAUCACCAACUUUACACCUGUAGAUAUAGACGUCAACAGCAUUCCUUACAGAGAAAAAUCAAGAGAAAAGUUGAGGCAACAGAAAAUUUUUGAUGGAAUUGUAGAUGAAAAGAAAAAAUACAAACCAAAGGUGGUUGCUUGGUCAAAGAAUAAAAACAAGAAAGAAAGUAAAAAAAAACGAAAAGAAAAUAAGAAACUUGGCCAGAAAAGAAAAAUUGAUGAGAUGAGCGCUGAAGAUUUUGCAGACUUGAAGAAUUUGGAUGACGAUUAUCGAUUGUUGAAGAAACAGAAAAAAGGAAAGAUCUCAAAUGAAGAAUUUGACAAACAAUUCACAGGUUCUGUUGAGGAAAUGUGA